This is a messenger RNA of Puccinia triticina, 411 nucleotides long. RefSeq lists its product as uncharacterized. The record is from RefSeq and is a predicted model, not a curated record. Lineage: Eukaryota; Fungi; Basidiomycota; Pucciniomycetes; Pucciniales; Pucciniaceae. The transcript has 4 exons. Bases 1 to 411 code for a protein of 136 amino acids. Gene Ontology annotation, molecular function: glutathione disulfide oxidoreductase activity. Gene Ontology annotation, cellular component: cytoplasm; Golgi lumen; fungal-type vacuole. Gene Ontology annotation, biological process: cellular response to oxidative stress.
AUGUGGUCGAUAUCAAGAAUGAUGAGGACAUUUGUCCACUGCUCUUUACUGAUGUCCGUCAGUGCAAUCAACCCACCGAAUGAACCAGUCGACGAAAUCGAGAGGACGAUGGAUUCAUUAAUUGCAUCCAACAAGAUCAUGAUUUUCGGCAAAUCGUCUUGUAAAUGGUGCAAAAGGGCAAAAAAGAUCUUGGGUAAUAAACUGAACACACUCCACAAAGAAGACAUUAAAAUCACAAGCUUCGAAUUGGAUUUGGAGGCCACUGGGCCGACCAUGGGGAAAGUGCUAGCGGAGAGGUUCAGCUUAAACCCAUUCACCGUCCCCCAAAUUUUCAUCAACGCACAGCAUCGCGGUGGCUGCGAAGACUUGAUGGAGAUGGAAAAGAAUGGUGAAUUAGAUGAACUGCUAUAA